AUGAGAGGCACGAGUCUCUACAGCGAGAAGAGGGCUGAAGGACUGGCAGUGUGGAAACGUCUUGAAGAUGAGCGCAAGACGGAGAACAAGGACCGACGAGCACAGUACCACACUGCUUUGGAGAAGUGGAACAAGGAUAAGUUGAGGGCAAAGGCAGAGGGGCGGAAAUUCAGCGAGGCAAAACCAGUCUUGGGAAAGUUGCGUGGCCCUAUUCCAAGGCAAGCACUGAAUGUGGCAUGCGAGGAGGAUGCAGCAUCUAGCGGCGGGGAAAGCUUUGAUCUUGAUGGCAUUUCAGAUGCCAGUGAUGAAGACUAG
Messenger RNA from Suillus plorans, 315 nucleotides. RefSeq lists its product as uncharacterized. The transcript has a single exon. Lineage: Eukaryota; Fungi; Basidiomycota; Agaricomycetes; Boletales; Suillaceae. The record is from RefSeq and is a predicted model, not a curated record. The coding region runs from base 1 to 315 and encodes 104 amino acids.